AUGCAUGGGGCCAUGCACGUAUCCAUGCAAUGGUGGUCCGCUUGCAGAUUUUGCUGCCCGAAGCAGUCUGAAGAAUGGGGCUUUGUGGGCUUUUGGGGCACCGAGGGCCACGGAACUGGCCAACCGCAACGCUCUUGUCAGCGUGAUUGCAGUGAUGAUUGCAGGGACUCGGCCUGUGACGGCUGCCACCACCCCUGGGACGACCACCACCUCGACCUUCUUCUUUGCAGCAGCGGCACCUGCACCCGUGGCACCCACGUCCCCCAGAUCCCAGUGCCCUGGAGAGAAUGGGGGUCUUGGCCGCCUAUCGAGCCCCCGAACCAACCGGCUUGUCCCUUCUGCCAUGUGCUGCGGCGGAUGACCAUGGGGGUCUCGAGGCGCCGCCCUCCGGUAAUUCUCUUCCUCCUCGGGCUGGGUCUGGCAAAGUUAUGGGCUUUUCCGCUCUUCAUCCGCGCGACCGUGAAGGGGACUCUGGCCUGGAGGAUGGCGCCUUUCAUUCUCGACGAUGAUCGACAGAGCAGCGGCGGUAGCACUGAGACAAGUCAGACAAGCCAGACAGCUCAGACCACCAACGCCGCCGCUGCUCCCACCGCUCCCGCUGCUGCUCCCGCCAAUCCCGCCCACCCGGGCGCGCACAUCGCCGAUGAUGUCCCGCCCGAAAGGGACAACCGCCAAACGGCCGCCCAGGUCGACCGCGCAGAGGACAUCUCGGUGGCGCUCGAAUGGAAGUUGUUAUUCCCGCUGCUUGCGCCGGGGGUAGAGGACCCGCGGCCCGGCGACAAGCGACGACUGGUCGAAGCGCGAUGCCAGGACGAUGAACGUCAAUGCCUGGAGCAGGCCCACGACUGCGUGGCGCAGACGAUCAGGGACGCCGGCGAGGAGGCCGUCACCAUGCAUUCCCUCCUCACCGCGGGCAUCGAAGAGAAGGAGUGUUGGGGUUCGGGUUGGGUUGUCAAAAAAGCAAACUCGGCGGAGCCCAUGGACGAGGAGAAGGCCCUCCAGGGCUAUAUUUGGGUCUCGGUCGAGAUAUGCUCGCCCAAGAUGCGGUUCAAGGAUGAGCAGACGUGCAUCCGGAUGCAGAAGGUCCUUGAUGCGCUAAACUCCGACCACCGACUGGCCGCCAAUUGCUCUUGCGAAGUGCAUAUCCAUCUCGGGCGCAUGGAUGGCCGCGCCUGGUCCCUGUCGACGCUGCAGAGGCUGGGUUCUUUCUUGUGGGUGGCAGAACCGACGCUACGGAGCAUCAGGGAUCCGGGCUCGCCCAACUUUGACAAUACGUUUACCUGGGGAUUCGCCAUGCGACAGCGCAGCCGGCUGGCAAUUCAACUUAGAGAUGGUGCUCUAGGGGAUGCAGCGCUCAAGUCCAUCUCAGACCGGCAAAUCAACGAUGUCAUCCAAAGACGGCCGGCAACGCCAACCGAAGAGGUUGCCGCAUUCGCCGAGAUAUCGAAGACGACUUCUCACCUGGAACUCGGCCGGCUGCUGUCUGGCCCGGAGAAGAAGUACCGGCGACUGGGUUUCAACUUCAGCGCUUUCGGAGAAGAAGACGAACGGGCGAAACGAAACCCUCGCACCAUGGAAUUCCGGAUGAUGGAUGGCUCAGUCGACACCGCUCUCAUCAUGGGAUGGCUCGCAAUCUGCGGAACGAUUGCUGAGACCGCCGUCGUGGUGGGGGAGAAGGACGGUCUUCGGAGACGUUGGGUGACCGUCGUGGAAGGGAAUUUCGGAAUCUAA
Chaetomium globosum CBS 148.51 is the source of this 1731-nucleotide messenger RNA. RefSeq lists its product as uncharacterized. The record is from RefSeq and is a predicted model, not a curated record. Lineage: Eukaryota; Fungi; Ascomycota; Sordariomycetes; Sordariales; Chaetomiaceae. The coding region runs from base 1 to 1731 and encodes 576 amino acids. The transcript is spliced from 3 exons.